Molecule: messenger RNA, 7461 nt
Organism: Symbiodinium sp. CCMP2592
Lineage: Eukaryota; Dinophyceae; Suessiales; Symbiodiniaceae
Source: the annotation of a GenBank genome assembly
AUGUGGUUUGAAGGCAUCCAAGGUACACUGCCGGUUCGUGCCGGCAACGACGUGCCACUUUUCCCGGCUGUGCUCCCCUUUCCGGAGGCCUCUUUUGUCGAGGAGGUGCAAGGCGAUGACCAAGCUCUGCUCUGGUGGUCCAAGGCUUUCGUAAACACGUUUGUAGCCUGGGGCAACUUCGUGGUGCUUGGGUGCCCUAGUUUGGGGAGUUCAGCAUUGGAGCCGCGAGUUUUUCACAGAGUGGAUGUGCAGCAGUACUCUGAGAAGUUGCUCGGCGAGGUGGUUGAAUUCGCUUCGGUUGAGUUAAUUUUUGGGUCUCUCACGUGUUCAGGCAAAAGGUCUGUCUUGGAGGAGAUGCUGCAACUCAACUUUGCAAGCUAUGGAGUGGGUCAGGUUCCUGCUCCUGCUGGCGCUCUCCCUGUGGCUGCUGAUCGGGUGGCCGUGCCGGAGACCGCUGGCGUGGUGGACCCGCUGGACUGGCUACCUCCGUGCCAGGCGGCGGUGGUGGGAAACUUGGAGGAGCUGAGACUGCCUGAGGCAGCGUGGGGCGAAGCGGUGGUUGCUUGCCAUCGUGUGCCGCAGGAGCACGAAGCCGACCUGGCCCGGAAGCUUCUUCGCACAGGCAUGGCUCAACUUGUUUGUGAGCGUGAUCUGCCACGGACUUCGGAGGGGAAGCUUCUUUGUGGAGGGCUUUUCUGUGUAGGCAAAGACCAGCAGCACGAUCGCUUGAUAUACGACCGGAGGCCCGAGAACAACACCAUGCCACAUUUGGGCUGGGAAGCGCUGCCCUCAGGGGCGUGUUUCGUUAGAAUGUUGCUGGAGCCGAACGAGUUUCUGCGGGGGUCGGGGGAUGACCUUAAGAAUUUCUACUACAUGUUGAAGUUGCCAGCGGGAUGGGUCCGGUACAAUCCAGUGGGCCGUCGUGUCAGCAAGGAGGUCGUGCGGGAAUUCGGGGGCGACGCGAAUCAGGAUCACCGGCUGUGCUUCAGAGUCCUGGGGAUGGGCGAUAAGAACGCCUGCUCCAUCGCGCAGGCGACGCACGAGAGCAUCUUGCAGCGCCACGGCUUGCUGAAGGCUGAGCACAAACUUGUGUACGGCUGUCCAGUGCCAACCGAUCCGCUGUGGGAAGGCAUCUACCUUGACGACCUGCUCAUCACCUUGAAGGUUGCUAUGCCUUUUGUCGUGCCCCUGGACGGCAGCUUUGUACCGCCUGCUCCGCAGGACCAGGACGCCGACAUGGUGCAUGCCAAGAAGGCCGAGGCUGCCUACGUGGAGGCGAAGUUACCGAGAGCAUUGCAAAAGUCUUUUCGUGCGCAGGUGCGUUUCAAAGCUUGGGGCGCCGAGGUUGACGGGAUCGAGGGCAAGGUUGGGGCACCGUUGGAAGUAAGGAAGCAGCUGUGGUGGCUGAUCGCUCAACUCAUCGCCUCAGGACGGACUACGAAGGAGGCUAUGGAGAAGCUCGGGGGCUUUAUUGCCUUCAUCUUCCAGUUCAGGCGGGAGUUCUUUUGCCUUUUGCACCACUUCUAUGUCUUCGUGUCCAAGCUGGAGCCUGGCAGGACUGUGCGGCUUCCCGGGUACAUCGCUGAUGAGUUGCGCGCUGUGGCAUUGCACUUACCCUUGGCGACCUGGAGCAUGCGCUCACACCUGUCCUCGUCUCUCUUGGCCACUGACGCGACUCCAUCCUCAGGUGGGGCCGUUCGUGCGGAAGUGGCACCAGCUCUGGCCGCAGAGCUGUGGCGCCGCUCUGAGAUCAAGGGAGCGCCGGUCCGUUUGGACCCCGAUUCGGAUCACCUGCUUAAGGCCGCGCCGCUGGAGGCUUCAAAGUUCGCGGCGAGCAUCGCCCCAUGUCUCCGAUGGGAGGUGGUAGGGUCUUACUCCUUUCGCAAGACACACCACAUCAACUUGCAGGAGGCGCGUGCAUUGAAGCGAGAGGUGGUCCGUUUCGUCAGUGACCCAGCCAACAUGGACAGCGUUCAGAUCGCCCUCAACGAUUCGAUGGUCGUGGUAGGUGCUGUGGGAAAGGGAAGAUCAAGCUCCUUCCGACUGAACGGGAUCCUAAGGUCACAGCUUCCAUUCCUGGCUUUUGGCCGGGUGCACCUGGCUCUCCUGUGGGUCGAGACCUCAGCUAACCUUGCCGAUUGGCCAUCGCGCUUUCGGAUGCUGCCUCCCGCCAGCCCAGCUAGGAAGUGGAUGCAUCAAUUUGGUAUCUUCUCCGAUCGAGCACCCGUAGGCUGGGAGGUUUUCGAGAAGCCGGGUAUGAUCACACGAGCCUAUCUGGAGCAGGGCUGGAGGAUGCUGCCUCCCGUCGGGGGGUCGUCGCAACUCGACGUUUUCGAUCCCGAGGUGGAUCGGGUCAUUGCCGAGGGUCUCGUUGACUGGCUGUGGUUAAGACCACCCUCGAAAACUUUGGGGCGCAGGCGGUCCGCUGGCUUCAAGCAUUACCCGGCCGCGCCCGGAGCUGAAGCUGACCAUGAACUUGCGUGCUGGGCCCGUGCUCUGGAGUUGGCCAGUGAAAUCUCCCACCUCGGAGGUCACUUCGUGAUCGAACAUCCCCGGCAAAGCGAGGCCUGGCAGCUGCCAUGCACCGAACUGUUCCGACGAAAAGAAGGCUUGAAACUGUUCCGUUGGAAUGCGCCUGCAAAGUACCCGAGCCACGUUGCGAUUAUGCCUCAGCCAGCACUGCUGUUAUCCAAUGCACCGCACCUACGCGAGGCAGGGCAGUGCUUACUUCAAUCAGUGCAUGCGUUGGGGGGAAAGUUCACUGAGCGAUCCUCUCCAGCUUAUGUGGAUCGCCUGUUGGAGAAAGCCAUCUGCCAUGCCUACGACUCGGGAGAAAAACGCUACUGGGUCGUGCUGGGCGUGCUAGGGAUACAGAGGAUGCUUCGUAUUGCAGGCCCGUUGCUGAAGAACUCUUGGACUCUUUUACGAGGGUGGCGACGUCUGGAGCCGAUUAAGAUAGCCGACCUUCUCUUCCCGGUGGACGAGGAAGUGGGUUUGGCAUCACAGACCGAUGCCGGACCUGGUGCUCUGAUUGACGCCUCUGUGCCUGCAGGAGAGCUGCUAGCUGCUGUGAACCAGGCGGCCCAAAAGCUAGGCGGCCGCUCGUUGGAGAGCCGGCACUCCAACUCGACGUCUGACCAGCGUGCUGUGCUUGCUAGAAUGGUGCAAGCACUCCAAAGUUAUGGUGGUGCAGUGGCGGGCCCGGCGUGCCCGGCUGCACGACUUGACGGAGGAGGAGUGGCGAGCCCGGAGUGCUCAGCUCCUCCUCGCCGUGGAGGUCCAUUGAGAGGCCUGGCCGUCGUCAGUGCGGGCCCAGAGGCCCCUUCUGGAUGGACCUGGCUACGCACACCCUGGUCGUGGAACGGUCCGGCUAUGCGAAGCCGUAUAUUGAGAAUGAACUGGAGGACUGUCCUGGUCGUCUUGGUUGUGCUCCUUUUCCCUCGCCUCAUCGCCCUUACGAUUGCGAUCAUUGUGCGACUGUUGGUGAAAGCAGUGAUGAGCUUGGUAAGUCAAGUAUUUCGUGAACUGUGGUUUCAGCUCAAUGCAUCUGCGGCCGAGCUCGAAGAUGCGCUGGUGGAAUGGUUAUAUGGACAACUCGGUCUUUCCAAUCCCUACGUGCCGCCGCCGGCGUUGAUCGCUGCUUCUCCUUCACCGGCGCCGCCGCCUCCUGUCGCACCGCCUGGAGGCCAUUCCCUCCCGGCCCGCCCUAUGGACUUCAUCACGAAUCCGGUGGUUUUCUUCGCGACCUUUGUGCAGAAGAUUGGCGAAAGUGUCGCGGGACAGCUCGAGCUGCAGUACCCUACAAGCAGCUCUGCGCGUCGACUCUGGGAAACGGACAACGUUCAAGAUUUCGUCAGGCAUUUGGCUGGGGACGAUUACAGCACCGUGGAAUUUUGCACUGGCACUCACCUGGCCGACAACCUGUCGGCAUGUGAGGAGUAUCAUGCACAGCUCCGGGCUACCGUUCUAUUCUCCGCCUUCGCUUCCUCAGCGCUUUUCGCAGCGAUCUUCCUCCUCCUGGGGAAGGCACAGCUCACGAAAUACGUGUCGUAUGUGCCGACCUCGGUUCAGGAGGCAUUCCUUUCCUGCAUCGGCUACAAGGUGUUCAAGUAUGCUCUCAAGUUCAGCAACUACGACUACUACCAAUUUGUCCCCGCUGCCUGCGUGGGUGUGCCGCUGUACUUCAUGAAGGCAAUGCACAUAGGCAACCCUGCCAUCGUGAUGCCUCUGGGCAUCCUGCUUCCCCUAGUCAUCUUCUGGGCUAUCGUCUUAGGCGCGGGCUACGACGUCGAUGCCGAUACUUCCGACUUCUUCUUUCCGAAGAUGAGCAACGAGCCCUUCUACCUCGUCUGGACCGACAGCAUCGGCCAGUACAGCAAGAUCAACUUCACUGCCUGGGUCUCUACCUUCACCGACCUUGGGAUCAUGAUUCUGGUGGUGGUCUUGGACUGCUCCCUGAAGAUCUCCUCGACCGAGAACAAGAUCCCGGUGAAGGUAGACAAGAACUACGAGAUCUCGCUCUACGGAGCCGUGAAUGCCAUCGUGUCGGUUUUCGCGUCCACUGUUGGUUACAUGCAGCUGAAAUUCAACGUCAUCAACUACGGGGUCAUGGGCAAUGUCGUAGACCGGCGAGCAGGCAUCAUCUACUCGCUUCUCUGUGGCGCGGCGUUCUUCUCGAGUAUCGAGUUCUUCAACUACCUGCCCAGACUCUUCCUCUCUGCGCUCCUUUUCUUCGCCGGGACGGGCUUCGUAUGCGAAAACUUGUGGGGCUCUCGCCAGUACCUGGUGUUUAUAGAGUGGUUAGAGAUUCUUCUCAUCCUCGGCGUAUUCAUCAUCACGGGCCAGCUUCUCCCUGCCGUCAUCGUCGGCAUCCUCGUGGCGGCAUUGUCAUUCUUGGUCAAGUACUCCAAGGUUUCCGCCAUCCUCGGUGCUCCGAUGCGGGGCUCGCAGGUCCGAUUGCAGCACCGCGUGGGAGAGGCGGCCGUACACACACUCCGCCAGGUCCAAGACAGCUGGCUGCUCGCGAUCCGCCUCAAAGGCUUCAUCUUCUUCGGCUCCGUGCAGGGGGUGACCUCCAUGGUGGCGACCCGCAUCGAGACCGAGAAGAAAGAGAAGGUUCCGAACUACCGGAGGCUUCAGAUCGUCAUCUUUGACUGCGCCCAGCUGGAUGGCAUCGAGGUUUCUGCAGCGAAGUCCCUCACGAAGCUGUCACAGGAGUCGAAGAGUGCUGGCGUUCAGAUCAUCUUCAGUUCCGUGUCGAAGGACCUGGCUCAGGAGAUGAAGAGUCGAGGCGUCAUCCACGGGGACCACGACCUCUUCCCAGACAUGGAAGCGGCCAUCUUCUACGUGGAGGACUUGGCCUUGCAAUACGCAAAGGCCAUGGAAGGCCUCUUCUCUUCUCUGCAUCCGGGUAUUCAGUACCACCAGGCGGUUCGCAAGGAGCAGGUGACCUUCGAGCCCUUCGGCGGCAUCCUGGUGACUGACGAUGCCAGGUUGGGCUGCCCCUGGCGCUUCUGCACCAAGGUCGACAUCAAGAAGCACAGCACGCUGCUCUGGUCGUCAAAGGACAAGCACGAUGUGCUCUACCUGAUCCACACCGGUUCUGUAGGCAUCUUCGAGUCUAUCCCCGAAGACCGGCGGCACUGGAAGUCGCCGGUGGCGGUCUAUGGCCACGGGCAGUUUCUGAACCUCGAGAUGUUGGCUGGUCGAACCCCGAAGGGACACGCCGUGUGCAUCGAGAGCGGGCAGGUCAUCGCCUGGGACCGCGACCAGUGGCGGCGCAUGUCGCGGCACGAGCCUGUCAUGGCAGCCAAGCUCCUCGAGGCCGCAAUGGCACAGAGGCAAAACGAGUCAGGCAGUGCGGAGAACGAGGAGCUUUCUUCUAGCAUUUGUGGGGAGGUGUCCGAGCAGGUCAUGCGGCUUCUGGCCGCCAAGGCGCUGAAGGAGCUCGGCUUCUUCGAGCCGCUGCCUCCCGGCAUCCCCAGCUCGCUCCCGCUGCUGCCGGAGAGGCUGAAGCACGAUUGCAGGGUGGCCUUCCGCACCUUCAGACGCUUUACCGACGAGGGCCAAGAGGUCAUUGACCCCUACGACGUGAAGAGCGCUCUGAUGUACGCAGGAAUCUUUGGGGCACAGCUGAGCCACGAAAGGCUUUUUCCUUUGUCCGAGGCUCAGUUCGUGCAUGUCGCCAACGAGGCGUACAUGACCCGGUUCAGCGCCAGACAGAUUGCCAUCGCCGAGGACCUCUUCGGCAAAUUUGACGCAGACGGUUCAGGCGCGUUGGAGCUGGACGAGUUACACAUGGUUAUUCAGGAGAUGACCGGUGUCGACGAGGUGCACGACAGCCAAAUCGACGGUCUUGCCGCCUCGUGGAAGGGCUCUUGCCGUGUGGACCAGUCGGGGCAGCUCGUGAUCGAUCGCCAAACCUUCCUGAGCAUCAUGUCCCGCUAUGUGAAGGCCCACAUGAACGACUACAUGUUGCUGCAGGGGCUCCUGGAGAUGACGAAGACGAAGCCGGACGAGCUCAUGAGCUCGAAGCUGACGUUGGAGACGUUGGCGGACGCCUUGAACACCAGCGGUGAAAAUGCCGAGGUGCGGGUCUACCGUCACGCCGUCGCCAAGCUCCGCAGCGCCAGCCUGCGGCAGUCCAUGGAGGACAGCGCGCACGAGAGCGUCAUGGAUGUGGUGCAGGAGAUCGUCUGGGCUCACAAGCCUCUCGCCCGUGCCGGCGGUGACUCGAACUUGUCAUCACUGGAUUUCACAGACCUGGUGGCCGCUGCCAUGCCGACGGAAUUGCGCCCAAAAGCCGGCGCCACACUGCCGCCAAAGCCACCGAAAAAGGCUGCCCGCAGUCACAAGGAGCAACUGCCGGCAGAGGAUCUGCAUGUGCUGCAAAGCCUCGUCCUGGACUUGCGAGAGCCUAAGGCGCAGAAGACGGUCUUCGAGCUCGGCCGGCGGACUGCUCAGCGUCGGAUAUCGGAGCGUAUAGAAGACGUGCAGCUGGACGACGGGGGAGAGCGCUCGAUCUCCGUCCAGAAGCUAACGAGCGACGAAGCAGCGGAGCUGACGGACAUCGAUCGGAUGAAGAUCCGGGUCUUUAACUUCCUGGAGCGGCCGAAGUCGUCCAUGGCGGCCCUGGCGUGGUUUUAUGCCGACUGCAUCCUGGUGAUUCUCUGCGUCGUCAGCCUCGUUGCGGAGCCAUUGGUGCUGGUUGUGUACCCAGAUGAUGCCGGCGUGGUGACCUUGGUCAAGUUCGUCGAGUGGUUCUUCACGAUCCUCUUCACCGUGGAGCUGCUGACUCGCUGGGCUCUUUGGCUUGUGUACGUUCCCGAGCUCUGGAUUCAAUUUCAGCCUGGGGUGUUCACGAUUCUGCCCAGCUACCUCGAGGCUCUCCAGAUUGGCGCGGCUGCAAAGAUUCUGCCAGCAGGCGUUCCGGAGCCCGAAAUCCUCAACACUUUCGGGUAA